Messenger RNA from Pyricularia oryzae 70-15, 2935 nucleotides. RefSeq lists its product as uncharacterized. NCBI's taxonomy places the organism in Eukaryota, Fungi, Ascomycota, Sordariomycetes, Magnaporthales, Pyriculariaceae. Bases 116 to 1747 code for a protein of 543 amino acids. Gene Ontology annotation, molecular function: transmembrane transporter activity. The transcript is spliced from 2 exons. The record is from RefSeq and is a predicted model, not a curated record. Gene Ontology annotation, biological process: transmembrane transport.
UUGUCGAACAAGGGAAAAAAAACUCGCAGUCCCCCAAAACAUUGACAAUUCACGACAAUCAGCGCCAGAAUUUUUCAAUUGCGUGCCAGUCGGGUUUUUUUUUCAACAAGGGACCAUGCCUCAGAGUCAAGAUGUAGAGCCUGCCAAAUUUCCGACGCAACAGCUGUUCGUCCUAGCAAUAUGUCGUUUUUCGGAGCCCAUCGCCUUUACGUCAAUCAUGGCCUACACCUACGAAAUGGUCAAGGACCUUGGCAUUGACGAGGGCCAGGCGCCAUUCUACGCGGGUCUGAUCGUGUCCGCCUACGCCGUCGCCGAGACGCUGACGUCGAUGGGAUGGGGAGCUCUUUCGGACCGCGUCGGGCGCAAGCCCAUCGUGCUGUCUGGUCUCGUCGGCGUGGGCCUCUCCAGUCUAACCUUUGGGUUGGCCACCAACUACUGGGUGGCCUUUGCCGCGCGGCUCGUGGGGGGCGCGCUCAACGGCAACGUUUCCGUCAUGCAGACCAUGGUGGCCGAGAUGGUCAAGAACCCGGAGCACGAGCCGAGGGCUUAUGCCGUCAACCCCUUUGUGUGGACCCUGGGCUCCAUCAUCGGCACGGCAAUGGGGGGAUUCCUGGCCAAGCCUGCCCACUUCUACCCGUCCAUCUUUCCCGAAGAUGGCCUCUUUGGUCGGUACCCCUACCUGCUUCCAAACCUGGUAUCAGUGGCGGUGGUGGCCGUCGCGGUCAUACAGGGCAUCUUCUUCCUCGAGGAGACGCAUCACCCUGGAGCAUACGACAAGGUCCCCGAGUCAAGCGACGAGGCCGUUGACGACGAGGACGAGGUUGUCGAUGAAAACACCCCCUUGAGAGCAGCGGAGCGCACCAGGAAACCUCGCGCGUCAUUCUCGGAUAACCCCUACCUGGUCGAGUCCAGUCUUCCUCUGCCCGUUGACGAGCGUAUAGUGGAUCUCCGUCGGUCCUCUUUCGGGACCGUCCACUCGAUCAGGCCGGUUGUUGCACCAACAGAGGCCACGACCACUCCUGCCUCCGUGUCGUCAGACCCCGGGGAGAAGGAAAAGACGUUCAACCCCACGGUGAUCAUGUUGGUUAUCCUGGUAACGAUAUUUUCGUACCACCAGAUGGCAGCAGGGUCGCUGUUCCCGACGUACCUCCUGGACCUGCCGAAACAGCCGCGGGGAACGCUGGACCUGAUGGGCGGGCUGGGCUACGACGUCCACGACGUGGGGACGUUCCUGUCCAUCAACGGGAUCGUGGCGCUGUUUGUGCAGGCCGUCAUCUUCCCCAUCUACGUGGAGAGCGCGGGGAUCUGGUUCUCGCUGGUCAGCGUGGUGCUGCUGUACCCGUUCAGCUACGUGUUCAUCCCGUUCCUGUCGAUGCUGUCGACGCCGGCGGCGGACGCGGGCAUCUACGCGUGCCUCUUCCUGCAGGCGUUUUGCGGCAUCGUCAUCUUCCCCACGGCGCUCAUCCUGCUCAAGGACGCGACGCCGUCGCCCUCGGGGCUCGGCAAGGUCAACGGCCUGGCCAUGUCGGGCGCCUGCCUCGCGCGCACCGUCUCGUCGCCCAUCGCCGGCAUCAUAUACUCGGCCUCGGGCAGCGGAGCCGCCUGGUUCAGCUGCGUGGCUGUCGCCCUCGUGGGCAUCGUCCAGCUCGCCUGGCUGAGGGGCGGCAAGUUCAAGGUCAACAAGGUCGUGGUGGAUAAUCCGAUAUCGGGGCAUGCCGAGUCUGAAGAUAAUGCAAGGGCCGUGUGAUGGGGUUUUGGCGAUGCACCAACAGCCUUGCCGAGAUGGGUCCAAAUCGAGAUUGGAUGGCAUUUCUGCGACAAGUAAUCUUGGCAAGGAAAAUAAAGAAAACUUUGUAACAUGGUUGCUCUGCUUGAUUGGGUAUGCCGAUCGAACCCUCUGGAUAAUCUGACUGGCCAACCUUGGGCCUCCCGCGUGACAAGACUAAACUCUCCGGGUGCUGGAUUGCAACCAGCAGUCAUGGAUUUGUCGAUUUCGUCUGCCGGAAAACAGGCUUUGUGAUGAUCAACGGCCAUCUCCCACCCCCGCAAGAGCGGAGAACCUUGACGGCAGUUGACUGUUUGUGCAUGUUCUUAACAUCGCGAUUGCACCCAGCAUGAAAGCAUGGUAACCGUAGCCGUUGGGGUGGAUCAAAUACAACCCGGGUAGUACCUACCGAGCCGUACAGAUUGCCGCUGAGGGGACGGCGAGGCGGGCCGGUCAUUUUUCUACUACGGUAGUUCUGAUCCAGGACUCGAAGGUUUAGACGCGAGGCUUUGCGCGGCAAUUAUGUACGUGACUUGGGGGCUUGUUCAGAUAGAUUAAAAAGCGGAAUCGUCUCUGGGCUCCAUGCGCGCUUUUGGCAAACGAACGUCUACAAGAAAGAAGAAGAUACACAAAGUUGUGGCUGAAUCGUUGGCCGAGGCUUAGUCAAGACGUCAAGUCAGUUUCUCUUGCUCGGUAAGCGCAGACGGUAGUUUAAUCCUCAACACUACGGUCUGAUGAUUUCAGGCUGGGCUUUUGGAAAAUGAUAGACAUUGGUUCACGCGUGUUGCUGCAGUUGGGGAAAAAUGUGACGAUCAGAUUCAUUGAGGUGCACAUCCUCCGCGGGACUGAAUUGCAGGAUUCGGACGAAAUGAUGCCGCCGAGUAAACUGACCGAGUCGUGAGAUGAUCAAGGUUCAGACGAGGCCAGGAGUCACCACGGUGCAAUACGUACUAUGCAAAUGCCAAUGCUGGCCGAGGGGAAACCUAAACCUUUUUUUUUUUUGUCAGUCAAAACAAAAGUGGUAAACAAAUGAAAUCCAGGAUACUCGAGCACAUCAUGAUCAAGAACCGCCUCCACAGCUGCUGAAACAUGCGCCAUCGUAAAUGGGGCGACAUCAUGACUGGUCCAUUCAAAUCCCUUGUCCUCACUCGCUAGCCUAGAAUAUUUCCU